UCCUACCUCUAUCAAUAUUUAAGUACUCCCAAUCUCACAUUUACUUCAAUCACUUCCAAUAUCUCUCCCCAUUUUUUCAAAACCACAAAAAGAUGUUUUAUCACAACACAAAAGCACUGGCACACUUGUUGUUGCUAGCAUCAAUGAUAGUUGGCAGUGUAUUGGGAGAUUCAUCCAAGGACAAAGAGGAAUGCACAGAGCAAUUGGCAGGGCUAGCAACAUGUCUUCCAUAUGUUGGGGGUGAAGCAAAAGCUCCAACACCAGAUUGUUGUAGUGGUCUCAAGCAAGUGCUCAAGAGCAACAAAAAGUGUUUGUGUGUUAUUAUCAAAGAUCGUAAUGAUCCAGACCUUGGUGGUUUACAAAUUAAUGUGACUUUAGCUUUGAGCCUCCCAACAGUUUGCAAUGCCCCUGCCAAUAUCUCCAAAUGCCCCGAGCUGUUGCACAUGGAUCCCAAAUCACCAGAGGCUCAAGUUUUCUAUCAAUUGGAGAAAGGUUCAAGCAAAAGUGGCACAAGUCCUUCACCAAGUCCUGCUGUUGGAGCAAGUCCUAGCCACGCAAUCACUACCACACAGAAGAAUGAUGCAUUCUGCAAAGACAAGAGAAUGUUAAAGAUAGAUGUUCUGGCUGCAGGGCUUCUAGUUUGGUUUUUAUUUGACUCUGCUGCUAGAAACUUUUUCAUUUAGACACUGAUGUGAAUAUGGAUGGCCUCUUCCAAUCCCCUCCCUCUUUUCUUGGUACAUCACUAUUCUGUGUCAUUGACUUGACAUUAUCACUUACUGUCUGUUAAAGUGUCUGUAUGGUGUAAAUUUUUCAUUUUCCAAAUAAACCCUCGUUAAAAUACAAGUUAUAUCUGUUUGGUACUCUUAACAAUACUCCUGGAACUUUAGGCUUAUCUUAAGAGACGAAUCCAGCAAAAUAAUCAAACAAGUAAUCCAAGCUAAGUGUCCUAUCACUAAGCAUCUUAUAGGAAGAUAAGAAAAAAAAAAUUCUGGCAAACAAAUGAGCAUGGUGUCUCUUGCUAAAUCUAAUUACCACUAGUGUAGUAGAAUGUAUUAAUAGGGUCAUCAACAUAUUAGCAAUAAAUCCAACAAUGAAAAAAUUGAAUAGAGCGUAUUUAAGCCUAUCUCAUAUUAACUAUACGGAAAAAGGAGUUCAAAAUAGAGUCAGCAUUAAAAUAACUAAUAUUGCAAAACACUUCCAAAAUCACAUUCCUCUUUUUAAUCCAUGUAUGAUUCACUUACUUUGCCACUCCCAAAAGAUAUAACAUUACAAUGCUCUUUGGGAUUCACCAAUGUAACUUGGAAAUGUGCCUUUGGCUCUUUCGUUUACUUGCUUUGCAAGGUAGAAACCACCAAUUUUUUAGACAAGCUCUAGUCGCCUGCAUAAAUGAUGUUGUCUUAAAUGUGUCUAAGUUGCAAAAGACCAGUCUCUAAUGACAGAGUGCUGCUAUGUGGUUGUAACCCUUGUUAUGGAUACCUAUAUAUAUAUGUGGAUUAAGAUGAUUUUACUGUUUUCAAGAAAAAUUAGGAUAAUCCCUCCAAAGGUGUUGCAGUAAGGAUUAUUCUGAUAUCUUGAUACAUAUCACUUACCUGGAAAUACUCUUGUUCUGGGCUAACAAAGCAUUAUAUGUAUCAAGCUCCAAAACUUUUCCGCAGGAAUAUGAUGUUCAUUGGAAGCCAUGGUUUCUAUCAACUCUAAGCCCUCUUCUAAAGUCUUGGUGGCAAAAGAACCUCCAGUUGAAGUAUCAAUCAUCAUUCUUGAUGAAAGGGUUGUAUCAUUGUACAAGAUUUUCAAUUUUGAUGCCAAUUUUCAAAGUAGUGUUGUAAACACUUUUUGUGUGGUUCUUUAUAUCUAUCAUGCUUCAUGUAUAGACUCUCCUUCCUUCUGAUUAAAGAUGUUCACACUUCUAAUAUUUAUGCAUUUGGA
Gastrolobium bilobum is the source of this 1926-nucleotide messenger RNA. Its product is annotated as non-specific lipid transfer protein GPI-anchored 14-like. The coding region runs from base 93 to 683 and encodes 196 amino acids. Gene Ontology annotation, molecular function: lipid binding. Lineage: Eukaryota; Viridiplantae; Streptophyta; Magnoliopsida; Fabales; Fabaceae. The transcript has 3 exons. The record is from RefSeq and is a predicted model, not a curated record. Gene Ontology annotation, biological process: lipid transport.